ACCCCUUUGGAGCGACCCGAGGGUGAGCCACGCGUUACAAGUGGUCGCCGUAUAAAAGCUUUUGAGCGGGGUAAAACCCUGCUCAGUAACGUAUAACUCGGAGAUCGUUCUGUGUGUGUCGUGUGUUCUCGGUCGAUGCUAGAUGCUAUAGAAGAGUUAGCCGCCGGUAGGACAUCUGGAUAUUCUAGGUUCCGUGGACAUAUUUGCAGUUGGCAUUGAGGGCCAAGGGGAACGGGACGAAAGUGGUGUCGGAAAGUGAUUGUGCCCGGGAGUACAAUAGGGUGUGUCGAAAUCGAAGCUGACCCAGUGGAUACUGAUCGGUUCAAUUGAAUCAAAGGCACUCGAGGAUUAGCCAGCCGAAGUGCGGUCGUGUGUUAGAAAAGAAGCGAGCAAACGGAGUGUGAAGCAAUCAUGAUUGGAUUCAAAUUGCUGAUGGUAACAUGCCUGGUGGGAGUCGCAUUGGCACAGCAGGAUUACCAACAGGAAUAUCGCCCGGCCCCCCUCCGCAUUGGCACGAGUGCUGCAGAACCAAAACCAACGCCGAUUCCGAUUCUGAAGCAGAUUAACAGGCACAAUGAAGAUGGAUCCUAUACCUAUGGCUAUGAAGGCGCAGAUGGAUCCUUCAAAAUUGAAACAAAACUGGCAACUGGCGAAGUUAAGGGUAAAUAUGGAUAUGUCGACGAGGCCGGCAAGGUGAAAGUCGUUGAGUACGGUGCGAAUAAGUACGGUUUCCAACCUUCUGGCGAAGGUAUCACGGUUCCACCACCGACUCUAGUUGACGAGACGACCGGCAAGGAUGCUUUGUUGGAUUAUGAAGACAACGUUCCCGCUCCUCGUCCUCAGAAAAUUCGUCCAUCGAAACCACGAGCCCAAGAAUUGCCACAGCCCCGUCCGCAACCUCAACCACAGCCACAGUACUAUGAUUACGAAGAAGAACAGCAUCAACCGCAACCCCAACACCACCAACAGCCACAACUGCACACACAAGCACACUUCCAGCCCCAGCCUCAGCAGCAGCCCAGAUACAUCCCGCAGCCUCAACAACCGCAGGUCCAAUACGUCCAGAACUCCCACUUCGGACCGGGUGCCCUUGCUGCAGGGCCUGCUCCUCAAAGAGCUCAUAUAGCAAAUGCUGCUCCAAUCGAUGUAGUCUACUCUCCCAAGCAGCGUCCUGCUCGUCCAGAACAGGACUACGACACCCGACCACAGACCUUCCCGAAUGCUGCACCAGCCCCUGAGCCAAAAAUCCGCUACUCGGCACCAGCUUUCGCAGCGGCUGCUCCAGCCCCGCUUCCAAAAUCCAAUCCUGCACCGCAACCCGUUUUUGCUCCACAGCCACGACCAGCUCCAGCCGUAUACCAACCGCGACCGGCUCAAGGUCGUAGCACCAGUGUCCUGGACCAGCUGGCGAAGGAUUACGCACUGCCACAGGGUGGAGCUGCACCUCUGCAUGACAUCUCCUUCGGUUAUUACUAAGACGUUCUUAGAACACUGAAGUGACGUAGUAUUUGUGUAAUUGCACGCUGGUCGGUUUGCUUUGUCUAGUUCCCACUAGGAGAGCUUGCCAAAACAUAUGCAUAAUGCCAUCAAUGAGAAAUAAUAUGAAAAAAUGAGAGAUCUUAUAGCGUUUCUGUGCUUACUUGAACACACAGAGCAAUUUUCGGACUGUGAAUGAUAUGAUAGAACUGAUAAUUGUAUGUAAUUGAUAAUAAAAUGUUGUGAAAAUA
This is a messenger RNA of Aedes aegypti (yellow fever mosquito), 1727 nucleotides long. It is a transcript of the gene Cpr97Ea, whose product is annotated as tyrosine-protein phosphatase non-receptor type 23. The transcript has 5 exons. Lineage: Eukaryota; Metazoa; Arthropoda; Insecta; Diptera; Culicidae. Gene Ontology annotation, cellular component: chitin-based extracellular matrix. Gene Ontology annotation, molecular function: structural constituent of chitin-based larval cuticle. The coding region runs from base 412 to 1476 and encodes 354 amino acids. The record is from RefSeq and is a predicted model, not a curated record.